AUGUUUCUGAGAAGGAAACCGCCACAACUUAGUGUGUUGGAGGAACUCCAGCAAACCUACAACGACGUAUGCAACACCACCAUCAAGAAUUUGGAUUUGGAAGAGAAAGGAAACUUUGAAGAUGCUCUCAAGGGUUGGAAAGCUCUUCACACGCUGCUACUCUACAAGAUCGACGUUUUUGAGAAGAAACCAAACAAAAUCCAUGCAGAAGAAGCUAGCACUCUUGGUGAGCUAAAAGCGAUACGGGAUGAGAACGUCAAGCAUUUGGUGCGCUUGCAACUACGCUUAGACGAACAGAAGCGUCGUCAGAAGAAAGCUACCGAAGCAGCUCCUCCGUUGCUUUCGCCCCCGUUGACCUCGCCGCCAGUUUCCUCUUCCUCUUCCCACAAUAUGAGCAUUCCGUCUUUGCGUAAUGGUAACCCCAGCCGAUCUUUUAAUAAUGGCGCUGGUCAGCGUCAGAUGAUGAAGUCACUCAGAAACAAUAGUGGGCCUAGCAUUAAGCUAUCGGCUCUGAAUCGAGAUGCCGUGAAACAGGCUGCCAACAUUUCAUGGCAGAAACCCAAGAAGAAGGAGUCGGAGAUUUUCGAUGACUUCGACCAAACCGAAAUAUCAACCACAAAUUGGGAGCGCCUCAAUUCUGCGGGAUCCACCUCUACGGACUCGUCGACAUCGUCCAACUUGAUAGACUUAGAUGAUCUGCAGCCAGAAGAAGACUACUUCACCACUUCUGUGAGCAAGUCCUUGGAGGACCUUUCUUUUGAGCCCAUAAUCAAGAAGAAAGCACCACCUCCACCACCUCCGCCACCGAAGGCCACUCCACUCCCUCCCGCAAGACGCACGCAUUUGGCUCCACAGAGCACACCUCGCCAAUCUCUUUCGGCGUCACCUCCCGAACCUCGAGCAACGUUAGCCAAACCUGCCAUUCACAUGGCGUCACAUUCUACUCCUGACAUUCGAGCUAAACCUUCCGCUGAGACACGCCCUACCAAGACUUACACUUAUACCCAGCCAACACCCAUCAAUGUGAAAAAGAUGAUGGCUGCUUCCAGCAACAGAAUGAAGCCGACUCAGGUAAAGACGGGUAAGCCAGCACCACCAAAAGCUGCAGUCAAGCCUGCUAAUAGAUCUGCUGUGUCGAAGACCCCAGCGCCCGCUAAGCCAGUAGCUCAACCUACUUCUCAGCCAGCUACCAGACAGGUGAAGAAAUCUAAUAUUACUUAUAACUACAAAAUAGUUGAGAAAAAGCCUGUUGCAGGAGCAAAACCUCGGACACAGACUAAAAAGGCAGCGCCUCCCGUUGUAAAAGUGGAAGUGCCACCAUCGCCUACUAUGGACGAUAUCCUUGGAGGCUAUGAAGAACACGACACCAUGGAUGCACCAGAACAAGUUUCUAAGGAAGGAGACAUGAGUCCAGAGGAGAUGGAUGCUCUAAUUAAGUCUAUUAGAGGUAUAGACGAGUUGGCUGCUGUUCAAAUUCUCAAUGAUAUUGUUGUUCGUGGAGAUGAGGUGUAUUGGGACGAUAUUGUGGGGCUAGAUGCAGCUAAGAGUUCGUUGAAAGAGGCAGUGGUUUAUCCAUUUUUACGUCCUGACUUGUUUCGUGGCCUUAGAGAACCAACUCGAGGUAUGCUCUUGUUCGGCCCUCCAGGAACAGGUAAAACCAUGCUUGCUCGAGCCGUCGCAACAGAGUCGAAAUCCACAUUUUUCUCAAUUAGUUCAUCCUCACUUACUUCCAAGUACUUAGGUGAGAGUGAGAAAUUGGUUAAGGCAUUAUUCUUGCUAGCACGGAAACUCAGCCCCUCCAUCGUCUUUAUUGAUGAGAUUGAUUCUCUAUUGGGCACCAGAACAGAAGGUGAAAUUGAGAGCAUGCGGCGAAUCAAGAACGAGUUCCUCGUUCAAUGGUCUGAAUUAUCAUCUGCUGCUGCAGGCAGGGAUUCAGCAGCUAGCGAUGUGAGUCGAGUUUUGAUCUUAGGAGCCACCAACUUGCCUUGGGGUAUUGACGAUGCAGCAAGGAGACGUUUUGCAAAAAGAGUAUACAUUCCGUUGCCAGAGGACGAGACAAGGCGACUCCAAAUCAGUAAGCUCCUUGCAUACCAAAAGAAUACUCUUCUGGAGGAAGACUAUGACAAGUUGGUCGAACUCACCAGGGGCUUUAGCGGAAGUGACAUCACACUAUUGGCCAAGGACAGUGCCAUGGGUCCAUUACGUUCGUUGGGAGAUAAGCUAUUGAGCACACCCACGGACCAGAUCCGGCCCAUCCAGCUCGAGGACUUUGUGGAGAGUUUGAAGUACAUUCGUCCUAGUGUUUCAUCCGAGGGACUUGUCGAGUACGAGAACUGGUCCAGCAAGUUUGGAUCGUCGGGAGCAUGA
Molecule: messenger RNA, 2367 nt
Organism: Sungouiella intermedia
Lineage: Eukaryota; Fungi; Ascomycota; Pichiomycetes; Serinales; Metschnikowiaceae
Source: the annotation of a GenBank genome assembly